AUCCAACUCAGAGCCCGCCCCGUGUUGACUGAAACCAACACUUCCCGAAACACACUGCAAUUCUAUGCCACCAGCUGCUGCCCUUUAAAACACCCAUGGGGGUUUGGGGAGAGAACGAAAGAAUAGUGUAACUUAUUAUUAACAUGUCUGCAGGUCCUCCCUGUACCUGAGGCUUACCUGCUCUGAAAGCUGCCAUCACGCAGGUAUGCUGCUGUCUCUGUUUCUAAACACGGAAGACGUUUCUUACGUAGGUGUUCUUGUUUUCCGUCCAGUGGGAUUUUCUGUAAAAACCAGUGAGUAAAAGCACCAGCUUUUGUUGAGAGCAGAGGUUUUGAGGUCAUAUUUCCUGGAACAGCGUCCUGCACAGUACUUGCAAAGGCUCAUUUUUCUGGGACAGAGUUCACAUACAGCACGGCUGACUCCUGCUGCCAUCAAGCAUGUCGGGGAUCACAGCCAGUACCACAAACUACCUGUGGUCUCUACAAGAUGUCCUGGGUCAAGGGGCUACUGCCAGUGUCUACAAGGCUCGCAACAAGAGGUCGGGUGAGCUGGUUGCCGUCAAGGUGUUUAAUGCAAAUAGCUACAACCGCCCCCAUGAGGUCCAGAUGAGAGAGUUCGAGAUGCUGAGGAAGCUGAACCACAGCAAUAUCGUCAAGCUGUUCACCGUUGAAGAGCUGCCCUCUAAGCAGAAGGUGCUGGUGAUGGAGUACUGUUCAGGAGGGAGUCUGCUCAGUCUGCUCGAGGAGCCAGAAAACGCCUUUGGCCUGCCUGAAACAGAGUUCCUCACAGUAUUACAGUGUGUAGUGCAGGGGAUGAACCACCUGAGAGAAAAGGGAGUGGUGCACCGGGACAUUAAGCCCGGUAACAUCAUGCGGCAGGUUGGGGAGGAUGGAAAGUCUGUUUAUAAGCUGACUGACUUUGGAGCAGCAAGAGAGCUGGAUGAUAAUGAGAAGUUUGAUUCUAUUUAUGGAACUGAAGAGUAUCUGCACCCAGACAUGUAUGAACGUGCUGUGCUGCGCAAGCCUCACCUGAAAUCCUAUGGUGUGAACGUAGACCUGUGGAGUAUCGGUGUGACAUUUUACCACGCCGCCGCAGGAAGUCUUCCCUUCAUACCGUUUGGAGGACCCCGCAGGAACAAACCCACCAUGUUCAAAAUAACUACAGAGAAGCCUAUGGGUGCAGUAGCUGGAGUGCAGCGCGUUGCAGAUGGACCUAUAGAGUGGAGCUACAACCUACCUCACAACUGUCGACUCUCACAAGGUCUGACAAUGCAGCUGGUUCCAGUACUAGCAGGUAUACUGGAGGCCGAUCAGGACAGGUGUUGGGGUUUUGACCAGUUCUUCACAGCCACAACAGAUAUCCUGCAGCGGCAGCCAGUUCAUCUUUUCUCUCUGCAACAGGCUCAGGAGCAUUGUAUCUACAUACACCACUACAACACGGUGUCUGUAUUCUUUGAGGAGGUGGCGUCUCAGACUGGUAUUGCAGUUCAGCUGCAACAUCUGCUGUACCUGGGUCACGACCUCCCUCUGGAAGGCAACAUGAAGGUGGUCAACCUCCCGAAUACUUCAAGAGCUCAGCCUCUGAUUCUGCUCAGCUAUGGGCCUGAAGCAAACAGCAGCCUGCCCUUCAGAGAGCCAGAGACUCCUGUCAUCCCAUCCAAGUUUGAUGUUAUGGCAGACUACAACUUCUCCAAGAUAAUGGUGGGAGUGGUCCAUCAGUAUCUCAGGAUAAUACAGUUGCUGCACUCACACAGAGAGCUGCUUCUACAAGGAUACUACAGCUACAUGAUGAGGCUGCGCAGGGAGUGUGGAGAGGCAAUGCACAGCAUUGCAAUGAUCACUGUAAGACUGCAGUCUUGCCUCAUUGUAGAACACAGGCUUCAGACACUAGGCCACCACACUUCAGAAAACCAAGGCUCAGGUGAUGGCAAUCAAAAGCUGCAGCUGGUCCACCAGCAUCUACCCAUAUACGCAGCCGGCAUCCAAGAGUUUCAGACUCGCCUGGACCAUCUGCAGAUAGAGCAGGCCAAGCUAGCUGAAACUCUUGGCAAUGACAAGAGCUGCCAGAAGAUGGAGAUGCUGCUGCAGAAGAUAACAGCAAUUCAUCAGCACUAUCGUAAAGAUAGACUAAGUGGCAAGUUGCCAUAUAAUGAUGAGCAAAUCCACAAGUUUGAGAAAAUCCACCUGUCCUCUCACAUUAAGAGAGUGAAAUCUCUCUUCAGAGAAGACUCUGUGCAGAAAUACAAAGAGCUUCUGACCUCAACCAGGACAUGGAGCAGCGUUUUACUGGAGAUGCAGACCCGCCUGCAGGACUUUGGCUCUUUCUCUACAGGCUUGUUAGCGGACCUAGAGAUGAGUAAUCAGUGCCAAAAUAAGUCUCUGGACCGAAUUCUAUCCAGUCAGCAGUCCGGUAGAGCAGCACAACAUCCUGGAGUCACAGCCAGAGACAAGGACCAGAUGGUCUCAAGGAUGCACCAUCUGAAGGAGGAAAUGGAGAUUCUAGUGCGGGAACUACAGUUUAAUAACAGCGUUAUUGAGAGUUUGGGAGGAGUAAACUCAACAACAGCUCUUGAUCCAAGCUUGGCCAGACCAUCUACUCUGUGACUAAAGUGCAACACCCUUGCAUUUUAACACAUUUACACACACACACUCUUUGAUGAGCACCUCAUUUAUAACUGCCCAUCAGGAGCAGUCAUGGACGGUGUAUUGGAUCCUCUAUUAAGGACCAGCUGUAGCCGUGAAGUGCUGCAUGAAGAGGAAGCAGCCAAAGACAAUCAAUUAUAUGUGAAUCUCAAUGUAGCGAAAAAGAUGUGCAUGAUGGAGAGGGAGGAAAUGCCAAGGAUGGAUUUUUAUCCAGUGUGUGUUUGUGUGUAUGGGACUACUGAGUAAAGCAUUUCAAUACAAACCUCAUUAAUGCCUUUAGUGUUAUUGUUUCUGUUUCUAAUACGCUGCAUCAGUGAUGGACUGUCAGGAUGACUGCCAAGUCAGCUGCUGUGUGUUUAUCUGAGGCCGUGUUUCUUCUUUGUCCCACAGGAAAAGCACUGCGGAACCAGGGGAACCUUUAAAUGAUUAAUUCAACUUGACUGACUUUAUAUCUCUGUGUGUUUAUGUAUGCGUGUGUGUGUGUGUGAAUAAGUUGCCUGCAGUCUUUUUGAUCAUAGAAACUGUUUCAUGUGA
Messenger RNA from Notolabrus celidotus (New Zealand spotty), 3176 nucleotides. RefSeq names its product inhibitor of nuclear factor kappa B kinase subunit epsilon (gene ikbke). The record is from RefSeq and is a predicted model, not a curated record. Gene Ontology annotation, molecular function: protein serine/threonine kinase activity; ATP binding. The transcript is spliced from 21 exons. Gene Ontology annotation, cellular component: cytoplasm. The coding region runs from base 438 to 2603 and encodes 721 amino acids. Lineage: Eukaryota; Metazoa; Chordata; Actinopteri; Labriformes; Labridae. Gene Ontology annotation, biological process: peptidyl-serine phosphorylation.